AUGGCCCGUAAAGACACAGGACUAACAUUAAAAUCCUUAGUAGGAAUCCUCAUGGCAGUCCUGCUGACCCAUCAUUGUGUUCUUUCAUUAAGUACAGAUUUGAAGAUAGAUGACAGUUACGCAAGUCUGUCUACGAACAUUAAAGAUUCUGUAAAAGUCACUAACUUCAGGUCUGGUAGCAUUAUAGCAGAUUAUAAAAUUAGUUUAACAGCAAAUGGUGCCAGUGGUGCCAACAGUGAGGAUUUUACAUCAGCAAACACAGAGGCUUUCCAGACUCUUUCAAAAGCAGGAAUCCCUGCAACUAUCAAUGCUUUUUUUGAAACCGGUAGUAAGUCUGUCAUGGAGGAUUUUCUCAAAACAGUGGACAUCCUUGUUUCAGAUCAAGCCACUGCAUCAUGGCAAAAUUUGACAAAAGAAAACACCAGCAUUUCUCUUCUGAGCGCUGUGGAGGAUAUAAGUAAUCGUCUCACAGAAGGCAGUUUUAGCAUUAAGCAAAAAUACAUUGAAUUGAAUAGAAAUGUAAUUAAUAACUCUUACACUGGGAAAUCACACCUGACAAACUCAGCCACUGAGAUUCUGAUACCACAGGUUCUUAAUCCAUGUGGAUGUGAAGUAAAGCCUGUGAGGAAUGAAUCUGGAAUAAUUACAUGUGAAUGCAGCCACACAACUUCUUUUUCAGUCCUAAUGUCACCAUUUUCCAUUGAUCACAUAACCUUGGCAUAUGUAACCUACAUAGGUGUAGGUAUUUCAGUGGCUUGUUUGAUUUUGUGCCUCAGUUUUGAAGCUAUCGUAUGGAAGGCAGUGAGAAGAAAUGACACCUCCUACAUGCGACAUGUCUCCAUAAUCAACAUUGCCAUCUCCCUGCUGAUCGCGGACAUCUGUUUUAUAAUUGGAGCUGCAAUCUUAGAUGAAGAGCAGCCAACCCCUGUGGAUCGCUGCAGUUCAGUAGUUUUCUUUAUGCACUUAUUUUACCUGGCUCUUUUCUUCUGGGUGUUAAUUUCAGCGCUGUUGCUCUUUUACCGUGUGGUCAUGGUCUUGUCACUAAUGUCAAGAGCCGAAAUGAUGGUCAUUGCCUUCUUACUUGGUUAUUGUGCACCUUUGCUCAUAGCGGUCAUUACUGUUGCGUCAACAGCUGGACCACAGAAUUAUGUUUCCAAAGAAGCAUGCUGGCUGAACUGGGAUGAAUCUAAGAAUCUGCUGGCAUUUGGGAUUCCAGCUCUUACUAUAGUAGCCAUAAAUCUUGUGUUUUUUAUUGUGGUUCUGUACAAGAUAUUUAAAAGAAGAGCUGGUGCUGCAACUCAACCAGAUGGGAAACAUGCCCUGGUGGUUGCCAGAUGUGUGGCUAUUUUUACUCCUGCCUUUGCUUGUGGAAUCACAUGGGGAUUUGGAAUUGGUACCACGGUGUCAGCUGACUUGUUUGUUCAUGUGGUGUUUGCACUCUUCAAUUCGCUGCAGGGAUUCUUCAUUUUGGUGUUUGGGACACUUUUAGACUCCAAGGUCCGCGAGGAACUGGCAAGAUCGUUUUCACUACGAAACCUUAACAGCUCUAGCUGUACCAGGACUAUGAUGUCCUGUAAGAGACUAGUUGUGUGCUGUAAGAGACUGAUGUCCUCUGAGAGACGUGUAUGCUGUGAGAGACUGGUGAUGUCCUGUGGCCUCUGA
Danio aesculapii is the source of this 1662-nucleotide messenger RNA. RefSeq names its product adhesion G protein-coupled receptor F7 (gene adgrf7). The record is from RefSeq and is a predicted model, not a curated record. Gene Ontology annotation, biological process: G protein-coupled receptor signaling pathway; cell surface receptor signaling pathway. Gene Ontology annotation, molecular function: G protein-coupled receptor activity. Gene Ontology annotation, cellular component: membrane. Lineage: Eukaryota; Metazoa; Chordata; Actinopteri; Cypriniformes; Danionidae.